Messenger RNA from Stomoxys calcitrans (stable fly), 1031 nucleotides. Its product is annotated as ninjurin-1. Gene Ontology annotation, cellular component: membrane. The record is from RefSeq and is a predicted model, not a curated record. NCBI's taxonomy places the organism in Eukaryota, Metazoa, Arthropoda, Insecta, Diptera, Muscidae. Gene Ontology annotation, biological process: tissue regeneration; cell adhesion. The transcript has 3 exons. The coding region runs from base 443 to 865 and encodes 140 amino acids.
GUCAUUUCUCAGUUAACGCUGAGUUGUUAAACCGUAAAGUAGUGUUGCCUCAAACAACGCUUACGCGCCAAAAACGAAAAUACAGUCAAAACGAAAGUUGCCAUAGAAACUGUCAACAGCCAACCAAACACAUCAAUCCAUACAUGCGAACUUGUACAUGGAUAUCUCAUGUAGACACAAACAAAGAAAAAACAUUCCUUUUAAUUAAUUUAUGGGAAGUAAUGAGCUCGUACGUGAAUCUCGAUUCGAAAGCGGAACUAAAAUUCUAAAUAGGUCUGCCAAAAGUUUGAUAGCCUUAGAGAAACAAGGAAUUUGCACACAAUAAGGACUGCUGGUCUUAUUUGGAAAAUACCAAAGCAUUAUUUAAACACAAAGUAUCAGCGUUGUCCACCAUUGUUGGGAAGUUCAUCGUGUGUCAUCAUUAAACUUUUAUGAUAGGAAAAUGGCCCAGGCAAUAAGUAACGCCUUGAACAAUGACACUGAGAUGAAAGCAAUGGAUGCCAACAGAUAUGCCACAAAGAAAACCAUUGCCCAAGGCAUGCUGGACAUUGCCCUCUUGACGGCGAAUGCUUCACAACUCAAGUACAUACUCCAAGUGGGCGAGCAGCAUCAGUUCUACAAAUUAAUGCUGAUUUUGAUCAGUCUCUCUAUAAUACUGCAGCUUUUGGUGGGCAUAUUGUUUGUGAUCAUUGGAAGUCUGAAUAUAAAUCGCAAACAGGAUCAGACAGCCGCCAUUAUAUUGAACGAUAUAAUCAUGGUUAUCGUCUUUGUCAUAUCAGUCAUAAAUGUGGUCAUAUCCGGGUUUGGAAUAGAAUACUCAUCGCAACCAUUGAGGCUUUUGGAUCAACAUCAGAAGCAGCCCUAAAGUCGACAUUAAAAAUAUUAUUUUUAAAUCAUUAUGCUAAAUAUAAAAAUGUACAUAUAUAUUGAUGUAUCUACAUACACACAUACAUACAUAUCGUAUUCUAAUAUUAAUCUUAAAGUUACAAUAAAAGGUAACGUCAUUGUUACUAAAACUUUUCACAUCAAAA